Molecule: messenger RNA, 683 nt
Organism: Chara braunii
Lineage: Eukaryota; Viridiplantae; Streptophyta; Charophyceae; Charales; Characeae
Source: the annotation of a GenBank genome assembly
ACUUGUCCGCGGAUGGCCGCCGCCGAGGGGGAUUCAUAGAUUGUCGUCGUUGUCGUCUUCGCAGGCGAGCUUGAUCGUCGACAUGUACGCUGUGCACUCAGGUCGUCACUCGCAGCAGCGCUGUUGUGCGGCCCGCCACACGUGGACUCUUCUGCACUUGGCGACGCCCACGUCGACAGUACGAGUUUCGGCGAUGGCCAUGAACGGGGGGCCGGGACGUGACACAUUGAGCAAGGCGGAGAGGACGGCGGUGGCAGCGGUCGUGAACGCCAUCCUCUUCUGGUGUCAAUUGCAGUGGGGCGAGGGGAGGAUGAAAGCGGCCAUUCGCGCACGGCGGAAGAGGAUGCUGCAGUCCACGAAUGUGGAGGGGGAGUACAGUGGUGGCAUUUGUGAUGCCGUGUUGCAGGUGUGCUACGCCAUGGGGUGUGGAGCAUUCCCCAGAGCGACGCCCAGGUGGUGGAUGAAGCGACAGACAGGCGGGACGUGGGAAGAUCUUCGGCAAUGCGACGACGCGACGACGGACUACUUCAAGGACAAGCAGCGGCAGCCUCCAAAAGACGUCGGUCAUGAAACGCACGUGGACGACGCCAACAGCUAGAAGACAACCGUGGACUUCCAGGAAACGGCGAGGGUCAGCGGCGCAAACGGCCGAUCGCAGCUACCAACAAAAGCAGGGUAACGAA